Molecule: messenger RNA, 4270 nt
Organism: Eucalyptus grandis
Lineage: Eukaryota; Viridiplantae; Streptophyta; Magnoliopsida; Myrtales; Myrtaceae
Product: histone-lysine N-methyltransferase ATX4
Exons: 22
Coding region: 650-3994 (1114 amino acids)
Biological process (GO): regulation of transcription by RNA polymerase II
Molecular function (GO): protein binding
Source: RefSeq, a predicted model, not a curated record
CAUCUCUCUCUCUCUCUCUCUUCUGUGUCACCUCACUUUCUCUCUCUAGAAUUUCUCCUCUUUUUUUCUUUCCUCUCUUCUUGAAAAACAUCGGCAAGCGGGGGGGAGACUGCUAAGAAAAAGGACUCGGCCUCCUUUUCCUCACUCCCAACAAUUCUCGGAAACCAAAUCCGCCCGAGCGCGAGAGCGAUUUCUCUAUAUUAUCUAAAAAAACCAAAAUUUUUUUUUUUUUAAAUUCCGUGCACAUCCCCUACUUCUCUCUCCUCUCUCCUCGCUUUCUCUCUCUAAUACUCUCUGGAGAAGCAGUUGGAAUUGCAGCAGCUCUGCAUCUCGCAGAUCCCCUAUUCGCUUCUCGAUCCUCUCUCCUCCUCGCUCUCCUUCUCCUCAUCAAGCUCCUCGCUUUUCUCUCUCUUCGAAAUCUCCUGUUCCAUCUCUCUCUACCCUUUUCGUCUCUCUCUGUCUCGAAUCGCUGCGGGGGGGCGAUUCGGAUUCCCCUCUGUGCCGUCGUUAUUUAAGUCCUUCUUACCGGUUCCGUCCGAUUAGGGUUUUCGGGUCAGCUCCGGGGGCUCCCGCCUCGAUGCAAGGAUUGGGCGCGGGCAUGGCGCAUUGAGAAUUGCGUGGGUUCCGAUCGUUUCGCGGGACGGGAGAGAUGAUAAUCAAGCGGAAAUUGAAAUCGCGAGUGCUGAGGCUGAAGCGGAGGAAGCCCGGAGGGGACUCCUCGGCGGCGGCGGCGGCGGCGGAGCACAAUGGGGAAGGCGAGGCCGGGGCGGCGGCGGCGGGGGCGCGGAAGAAGAGUAAAUUGGGCAAUGGUUACUAUCCGUUGAAUAUCCUUGGUGAGGUGGCCGCGGGGGUGAUCCCCGGGAUCCUCGGCGAGAAGCAAUUCGCGGCCUCGUGGUGCACGGAAUUGUCUUGCUCCACGGAAGAGGCUGAGUUGGACUCCCAGGCUCAAGAUUCGGGGAGGGUGGCGAGCCGGGGGGUGGAGAUUUCGCGGCCCCCUCUGGUGAGGACCUCCAGAGGAAGAGUCCAGGUAUUGCCUUCUCGGUUCAAUGACUCUGUUAUUGAUAACUGGAGGAAAGAGAGUACUACUAAAGGUGGAUUGUUAGACAGUGAUGUCGAGGAGUACGAGAUCGUGGAAUGUAAAAAGCCGAAAUUCGGUAAUAAAGUGGCUAGAACUUUGAGUAAUGGCUUGAAAAUUAGGAGAAAGGAGGAUGAAAUUGGUUUCAGGUAUCUCGGAUAUGGUACAUUGUGUGAAGAAGCAGAGGGAGAAAAAGUUGGGCAUGGGAAUAUCGACAUAAGGAAGUAUUCAAGCUCCCGCAGUUCGCUGACGUCUAUACAGGACCAUCUGGGUGAGUACAGCAGGUACGCUGUAGAGGAGACCAACAAGAAGGAGAACUUGGUGGAAUGGCGUGAGGAAAGGAAUGAUGGAUUGUACGGGCCAGAGGACUUCUACUCGGGUGAUAUUGUGUGGGCGAAAUCUGGGGAAUUCGAGCCUUUUUGGCCUGCCAUCGUCAUUGAUCCAAUGACUCAAGCUCCAGAACUGGUCUUGAGAGCUUGUAUAGCAGAUGCAGCUUGUGUGAUGUUCUUUGGUUAUGCAGGAAGUGAGGAUCAUAGGGAUUUUGCGUGGGUAAGACGAGGGAGAAUUUUCCCAUUUAUGGACUUUGUGGACAGGUUUCAGGAGCAGCCUGAAUUGAAGGACUGCAAACCCAGUGACUUCCAAAUUGCAAUGGAGGAGGCAUUCUUAGCAGAAAAUGGUUAUACAGAAAAGUUGACACAUGACAUUAAUUUGGCUGCUGGAAAUACGACGGCUGCUGAUUUUGUUUAUAGAGGGAUUGAGGAGGCUACUGGUUCAAAUCAAGAUCAAGAGUUUAACUCUCUUAACUUUGAUGCAGUUGGGACAAAGAAAGAACCACGGUGCUGUGAAGGCUGUGGAUCUAUCCUUCCAGUGAGAAUGACAAAGAAAGAGAAAGUUUCAACUCCUGGAGGGCAAUCACUGUGCAGAUUAUGUUCUAGGAUGAUAAAAUCAAAUCACUACUGCGGCAUAUGCAAGAAGAUAUGGAAUCAAUCGGACAGUGGAAGUUGGGUACGUUGCGAUGGCUGUAAAGUUUGGAUUCAUGCAGAGUGUGAUAAAAUCUCAAGUAACCGUUUUAAGGAGAUGGGUGGCACUGAUUAUUAUUGCCCUGCCUGUAGAGCGAAGUUCAAUUUUGAAUUAUCUGAUUCAGAAAAGGGCCAACCUAAAAUAAAGAUGAGUAAGAGUAGUGGUCAGUUGAUGCUGCCUAACAAAGUUACAGUCAUUUGUGCUGGUGUUGAGGGCAUCUACUUUCCAAGCCUUCAUCUAGUUAUUUGCAAGUGUGGGCUUUGUGGAACAAAAAAACAAGCACUGAGUGACUGGGAACGACAUACAAAUUCCAAGUUAAGGAAUUGGAGAACAAGCAUAAGGGUGAAAGGUUCCAUGUUACCACUGGAGAAAUGGAUGCUGCAAUUGGCUGAAUACCAUGAAAAAGCUCUAGUUUCUGGGAAGCCACCUAAACGGCCUCCUAUGAAAGAAAGGAAACAGAAGCUGCUCGCAUUUUUACAAGGUUUGCUUACCCUCAUAGCAUAUACUCUUCUGACUGAAAGAGCCAAUUCUUACUUGCCAAUCUUCAUCGUUGAGACAGAGAGGUAUGAACCAGUAUAUGCUAAAUGGACGACCGAGCGAUGUGCUGUCUGUAGAUGGGUUGAAGAUUGGGACUACAACAAGAUUAUCAUCUGCAACAGAUGUCAAAUAGCGGUUCAUCAAGAGUGCUAUGGGGCAAGAAAUGUGCGAGAUAUAACAUCAUGGGUAUGCAAAGCUUGUGAAACACCUGACAUCGAGAGGGAAUGCUGUCUUUGUCCUGUAAAAGGUGGUGCACUGAAGCCAACUGAUGUGGAGCCAUUGUGGGUUCAUGUUACAUGUGCGUGGUUUCGACCUGAAGUUGCCUUUGCUAGUGAUGAGAAGAUGGAGCCUGCUAUUGGGAUCUUAAGCAUCCCGUCAAAUUCUUUUGUUAAGAUAUGCGUUAUUUGUAAGCAAAUUCAUGGCUCCUGUACACAAUGCUGCAAAUGCUCAACAUAUUACCAUGCAAUGUGUGCAUCAAGGGCAGGGUAUCGGAUGGAGUUGCAUAGCUUGGAGAAAAAUGGGAAACAGAUCACGAGGAUGGUUUCUUAUUGCGCUUAUCACCGGGCCCCAAAUCCGGAUACUGUUCUCAUCAUACAAACUCCUGCAGGGGUUAUAUCCGCUAAAAGCCUCAUACAAAACAAACGGAGGGGUGGUUCAAGGCUCAUCUCAUCUAGACCAGUGCUUGGCAAUGUUCCAACAGCAGAAAUCAGUGAAUUGGAUCCACUCUCUGCUGCAAGAUGCCGGGUCUUUAGAAGAUUGAAAAAUAACCGGAAGAGAUCUGAGGAAGAAGCUAUUCCUCACAGAGUCAGAGGAUCUUGCCAUCAUUCUCUAGGCAUAAUCGACAGUUUGAACAAAUUUAGAGAAGUAGACGAGCCCAAUACAUUCUCAUCAUUCCGUGAAAGACUACAACACUUGCAGAGAACUGAACAUGAUCGAGCUUGCUUUGGUAGAUCUGGAAUACAUGGGUGGGGACUAUUUGCAAGGAGGAAUAUCCAAGAGGGAGAGAUGGUUAUUGAAUAUCGAGGGGAGCAGGUGAGACGCAGUGUUGCAGAUCUUAGGGAGGCAAGGUACCGACUGGAAGGCAAGGACUGUUAUUUAUUUAAGAUCAGCGAAGAAGUAGUGGUGGAUGCUACUGAUAAAGGAAAUAUAGCGCGUCUCAUCAACCAUUCGUGUAUGCCCAAUUGCUAUGCACGGAUCAUGAGUGUAGGCCAUGAUGAGAGCAGAAUAGUCCUCAUUGCAAAGACCAACGUAUCAGCCGGGGAUGAGCUAACGUAUGAUUACUUGUUCGAUCCUGAUGAGCCAGAUGAAUUCAAAGUCCCCUGCUUAUGCAAAGCUCCAAACUGCCGGCAAUUCAUGAAUUAGGUUUGCACAGCACAGUCAAUUUGUUUCUCCACAAGGAGGCAAACUAACCCAUCUCGCAAAACGAGUGACUUCUAGGUUUCAGAGUUAUGAUUGUAAUUCUUGUGAAAAGGAGUAGCUCAGAAUCAAAUCUGGUUCUUUUUGACAAUUUUUUUUUUUCGGCUCAAUAAAAAGUUGUUGAUUCGUCAGGAUGUUCGGCUUCUCAGGUUUGUGUAUAUUUGUUCAUACUCAUAUUUCAUAUUCCCUGAUCAAAUGCUAACCAAAUUUUCUCGGGUUUUA